Messenger RNA from Alternaria atra, 1791 nucleotides. RefSeq lists its product as uncharacterized. NCBI's taxonomy places the organism in Eukaryota, Fungi, Ascomycota, Dothideomycetes, Pleosporales, Pleosporaceae. The coding region runs from base 1 to 1791 and encodes 596 amino acids. The record is from RefSeq and is a predicted model, not a curated record. The transcript has 3 exons.
AUGUACACGCCUCCUGCUAAUGCGACGUUCUACAGCUGGAAGGCCGAGCCAUACGUGCGAGGCACAUCAAGUAUUCUCACCUCAUGCCUGAUCACCUUGACCCUAUGUGUAUGGACAGCAGUCCACCUGAAUAUUCCAAAGUACCGAAAGGCUUCCGAAGCAACAUGGCGCAAGGUGGCGUGGCUGUUCACCGCAAUGCUCGCGCCGGAACUGGUGGCAUUAGCUGCCUUUUGUCAGUAUAGAGAAGCUUCCGCACUUGGCGGGUACGUCAGGGAGGUCUACGGCCAGAAAGAACCGUCAUUCUGGAGUAUCUCCACCUUGACGUGGAGGAAGAAACUCGAAGUUGAGGAAAAGGGCACAAGCGAGAGUGAACAAUUUCAACAACUCGAUGCACCUAAUAAGCAGCGUCAAAGACAUCCCUGGACGAGAACGCAUUCCUUCUAUGCCCUCAUGGGUGGAUUCGCGAUCGACACACGUAAAUGCCAACAGAAAUUUCUCAGUCAUAACCGCAAUCGAAUGAUCUUGAACCUAGACGGCUUCAAACGUCUGCUACAACACGAACCGGAUCUACUCCCAGAUUUGUCUUUGGAGGAAAUCCAAGACAAGAGUAAAGCCAGCAACAUUGCAAAGACAAUCGUAUGCUGCCAAGCUAUAUGGUUCUGCGCUCAGUGCUGUGCAAGAUGGUAUGCCGACACAGGUUUCUCUCUUCUCGAGCUGAACACACUGGCACACUGCAUAUGCGCGCUGCUUAUAUUCAUGUUGUGGUGGAAGAAACCUCUCGACGUCGAAAGCCCCACACUUAUUAAUGCAGAAAACAUGAUGGAGCUCGCAGGUUUUAUGGCUCUUUGUUCGUACUCUCGUUCUUCCCGAAAGUCGCGACGCUCUCAUCCUUGCCUUAGGUUGGUCCCAGAUUGGUCCCAGUCCCCACUGCCAGAUAUCUCUUCAGAAGAGGUUACUCUCCAGUGCCCAGAACGUGAGGCCGAUGUCGCGCGCAAACCGAAGCAAAAAGCAACCUCCUCUUGGAUGGAUGCUUAUUAUAAGCACCCGCACGGCCAGGAGUAUACUCCUGGUCCGUUGCCGCCCGGAAGCAUCAUGGUUGAACCAAUAUCACAUCGCACAUUCGGUUGUUUCCAAUACUUGGGACCUUGUGCCAAACACGACGAUACUCCCCAAGCAGUCAAACGGAAGCCUUCGUUGCGAAGGACGUAUAUUCACAAAUUAGUCCUCAGCGAAACGGAUCAAUACUGUUGGCUGCUAGCUAGCAAGGGUUUGACCAAAUACGGUUGGUCCCUCGUCACUUACGAUGAUGAGUCUACCGACGCUCGUAGUCCGAAAGAGUACCUCGCAGACUGCAAUGAACGCAUGCUCGUCGACCGUGUAGGCGACAUACCCAGAAUCGAGACUCUCUCAGGCGUUAUCAUCGUCGCCACGCUAGCAAUUGCCGGUUUCUUAUACGGCGGCGUCCAUUUGGCUGCCUGGCAUACAAUCUUCAAGACCAAAAUUGAAGAGUAUCUCUGGAAGAUAUCUGCUAUAUCACUGGCUGCCUCUGGCCCUAUUGGUGUAUGUGUCAUCUUCAUCUUUCGCUCGUGGAAGAUCGAGCGCGAGUACGACAUGUCUCUUGGCCGCUUUCUGUUGACAUCCCUUUUAAUGUUUCUUCUGCCAGCUGUAGGCGUGGUAUAUGUGGUAGCAAGAGUAUACUUGAUUGCGGAAAGCUUCAUCAACUUGAUGUAUCUGGAGGCGUCGGUUUUUGUUGUCCCUAACUGGCUGCAGUAUUUUCCUCAUAUUACUUGA